Messenger RNA from Ostreococcus tauri, 690 nucleotides. Its product is annotated as HD/PDEase domain. The coding region runs from base 1 to 690 and encodes 229 amino acids. NCBI's taxonomy places the organism in Eukaryota, Viridiplantae, Chlorophyta, Mamiellophyceae, Mamiellales, Bathycoccaceae. The record is from RefSeq and is a predicted model, not a curated record. The transcript has a single exon.
AUGGCGUCGGACGUCGUGCGCGCGACCGAGGCGUACGUCGAGCGCGAGCUCGCCGACGUGGAUGGCUCGCACGAUUACUUUCACAUCGCCCGCGUGCGCGCGCUGGCGAUGCGCUUGGCGCGCGAGGAAGGGGAUUGCGAUGCGACCGUGGUCGAGCUCGCGGCGCUGCUGCACGACGUGCGCGAUUGGAAGUACUCGGGAGAGGCGACCGCGGGAUGCGACGCGGCGCGGGAACAUUUGGAAUCACUCGCCGUGGACGCGCGAACGAUCGAGCGGGUGUGCGAUAUCGUGCGAUACGUUGGAUUUAAAUCUGAAAUAUCCGACGACGCGAAUGAACAGGCGGAGCGGACGCGAAGGACGAAAGAGUUCAUGGUGGUGCAGGACGCGGAUCGAUUGGAUGCGAUCGGCGCUAUAGGGAUCGGUCGGACGUUUUGUUUCGGUGGCGCGAGGAACUCUCCGAUGCACGAUCCUUCGGUGCCGCCGUUGACGGAUUUAACCGGCGAGCGAUACGCCGCCAUGCGAAACGACGCGACGCGACCGAACACGGUGAUCAAUCACUUCCACGAGAAGCUCUUCAAGCUCAAAUCCAUGAUGAAAACCGAAAGCGGCAGGCGUCUAGCGGAGCGCAGGCAUCAAACCAUGGUCGAUUUCGUCGAGCGGUUUCACAAGGAGUGGAACGGGCUCGAGUGA